AUGCUAAGACCAAACUACACCUCAGUGUCUGAAUUCAUCUUCAUUGGCUUCUCCAACUUCCCACAGCAGCUCAUGCCCGUCUUCUUUGUUGUGAUCCUGCUAAUGUACCUCUUCACACUGCUGGGCAAUCUGCUCAUCAUGGCCACGAUCUGGAGUGAACGGAGCCUCCACACACCUAUGUACCUCUUCCUGUGUGCCCUCUCCAUCUCUGAGAUCCUCUAUACCUUGUCCUUCAUCCCACGUAUGCUGGUUGACCUGCUCUCCACACAUCGUUCCAUAGCCUUCCUGGCCUGUGCCAACCAGAUGUUCUUCUCCUUCACGUUUGGCUUCACCCACUCCUUGCUGCUCACCAUCAUGGGCUACGACCGCUAUGUGGCAAUCUGUCACCCACUGCGCUACAAUGUGCUCAUGAGCCCCCGGGGCUGUGCCUUCUUGGUGGCUGGGUCCUGGGCUGGAGGCUCAGCUGUUGGGCUGGUAGUGACAACCUCCAUUUUCCACCUCCCUUUCUGUGGACCCAAUCAAAUCCAACAUUUCUUAUGUCAUGUGCCCCCUAUGUUGAAGCUGGCCUGUGGAAGUAAUGUGCCAGCUGUGGCUCUGGGUGUAGGGAUGGUGUGCAUCACAGCCCUCCUGGGAUGCUUUCUCCUCAUCCUCCUCUCCUAUGCCUUCAUUGUGGCUGCCAUCUUGAAGAUACCAUCAGCUGAGGGUCGGCACAAAGCCUUCUCUACCUGUGCAUCCCACCUUAUUGUGGUGAUUGUGCACUAUGGCUUUGCAUCUGUCAUCUACCUCAAGCCCAAGGGCCCCCACCUUGAGGAAGGUGAUACUCUCAUGGCCACUACCUAUACGGUCCUCACCCCUUUCCUCAGUCCCAUCAUCUUUAGUCUCAGGAACAAGGAGCUGAAGAAUGCCAUAAAUAAGGCCUUCUUCAGGAAAUUCUGUUCUUCAAACACCUGA
Messenger RNA from Peromyscus eremicus (cactus mouse), 951 nucleotides. Its product is annotated as olfactory receptor 10H2-like. Gene Ontology annotation, cellular component: membrane. The coding region runs from base 1 to 951 and encodes 316 amino acids. Gene Ontology annotation, biological process: G protein-coupled receptor signaling pathway. Gene Ontology annotation, molecular function: G protein-coupled receptor activity; olfactory receptor activity. The record is from RefSeq and is a predicted model, not a curated record. The transcript has a single exon. NCBI's taxonomy places the organism in Eukaryota, Metazoa, Chordata, Mammalia, Rodentia, Cricetidae.